UAGCCACUGAAGUCAUUCACCUUUUUGCCUUGUUAAGUAAUAACGACUGUAGUCACAUGAUUGCAUGACAUCCCGGUCUUGCCAUCAUUUUCUGAGGGCGUGGGUGGAAAAUCAGGAGACUCAGGAAAGGCAACUCAGCUCUUGAAAGCUUUUAAAACAAAAGACAGAAAGAAAGUUUGCAUUCCACAAAUCGAACUAACCUGUUGGCACUAAAGAGCAUUAAGGCAGAACAAGGGAAAAGUGUACAAAGUGUACAUAAAACUGGAAUGUAUUUCACCCAGGGCUGUAGGCGAGGCACUAAUGUUCUGGAUCUGAUAGCAGGUGUUAUCUGGCAGCAGGGAGACACACCCGUUGACAACGUGUGAAUCACCUUCUGCAUCAACCAUAGCCAGUUACGACAAUAAAGUCAUGUGUGAUCUACAAAGCUGUAUUUAGAAUGGGAACACUCCAGGUAUCACAAAUGUGUGGGUGUGUUACAGUUGUAGCACUACACUUAUUGCAUCUGGUAUGUGUGUACUAACAGCCAGAUGUGCAGUCUGUGCAUAUCUUUUCUCAUGUGUUGGUUUUGGCUGCAUGUCCAACGUAGGUGUGGAUAAUUGUUAUCUUAAUGUAUCGAAGGUAGACAAUUCCUAAUAUAUCACUAGUGGGUGACACCCAACCCUGACUUUAUCUUUAUGUAAGUAUUUGUGAAAGGGCAAAUACAAAUAAAAGUCAUUCUGGAUUUUCCCUUGAGUAUACACUAAACAUACAAGUUUGAGAUAUGUUAUCCACACAACCCAACACUAGUUUAAUUCAUAAUCUGUGGACUGCAACAAAAAGAACAAGGAAAACUAGUCAAAGUGGCGAUGUCUGUAAAUAGCUCUUCAAAAGCAACACUAACUUUGCAAAACAAAUUUCAUGUUCAAGGACAUACAGAAUCUAAACAAAGAAUUUUGAAAGAAUAUUCUUGCUCUUGCAGGAUGACAAGAAGAAGAAGAAAAAGAAAAAGGAAAAGAAAGAGAAAAAGGAGAAAAAGGAUGAAGAGUACAUCUAUGACAAUGUUGUCAUUUCUGGUUCUGAGGGUGAGUUGGAGCAGCAGUGUCCAGAAGGUCUGAAGAUGAGCCAGGAUUCUGACUCGUCAGAUGACGAGGAUGACAAGAAGAAAGAGAAGAAGAAGAAGAAGAAGAAGAAGAAGGACAAGAAGAAGAAGAAACAGAAGAAAAAGGAAUCAUCCUCUUCCUCAUCUGACAGUUCAUCAUCUGACAGUGAGGAUGAAAAGAAGAAGAAGAAAAAGAAGAAGAAGAAGAAGAAGAAGAAGAAGGAAAGCUCCUCUUCCUCAGACAGCUCUGCUUCUUCAUCCUCCUCCUCCUCUGACAGCGAGGAUGACAAGAAGAAAAAGAAGAAAAAGGACAAGAAGAAGAAGAAAAAGAAAGACAAGAAAAAGGAUUCCAGCUCUUCAUCUUCAUCCUCAUCUUCUGACAGCGAUGACGACAAGAAGAAAAAGAAGGACAAGAAAAAGAAGAAGAAGAAGAAGGAGGAUAAGAAAAAGGAUGAAGAGCAGAAUGAGCUCUGCAGUGCUACUGCUCUGGCAGCAGCUGAUGGCGAGCUCGCAGGACCGUGUGCUGAUGGAGAUAAAAAGAAAGAUGAAGUUGCUGACAAGGCCAAGAAAGAUCUUAAAGCAACAGAAGAAGGCAAACUGUCCUCGGCAUCAGCAGCAGAGGGAGCAAAGGCAUUCCCUGAUGGGAUUGAGGAAGGCAACCUGACUGAUGAUGAGGGAGAGGGAGGGGACGAGGAGAAGGAUAAGAAGAAGAAGAAGUUGAAGAUGAAGAAGAAAAAGGAUUCUGGCUGUUCCUCAGACAGUGAUGAUGAUGAAAAAGACAAGAAGAAGAAAAAGAAGAAGAAGAAGGAUAAGGACUCCUCCAGCUCCUCUUCUUCUUCAUCCGAUAGCUCUUCUUCAGACAGCGAAGAUGACAAGAAGAAAAAGAAAAAGAAGAAGAAGAAGGUGAAGAAGAAGAAGGACAAGUUGUUCUUCAUCUUCUGA
Messenger RNA from Centropristis striata (black sea bass), 2020 nucleotides. RefSeq names its product protein FAM133. Lineage: Eukaryota; Metazoa; Chordata; Actinopteri; Perciformes; Serranidae. The record is from RefSeq and is a predicted model, not a curated record. The transcript has 13 exons. Bases 1097 to 2020 code for a protein of 307 amino acids.